Talaromyces proteolyticus is the source of this 2353-nucleotide messenger RNA. RefSeq lists its product as uncharacterized. The record is from RefSeq and is a predicted model, not a curated record. Gene Ontology annotation, molecular function: RNA polymerase II cis-regulatory region sequence-specific DNA binding; zinc ion binding; DNA-binding transcription factor activity, RNA polymerase II-specific. Lineage: Eukaryota; Fungi; Ascomycota; Eurotiomycetes; Eurotiales; Trichocomaceae. Bases 123 to 2075 code for a protein of 650 amino acids. The transcript has 5 exons. Gene Ontology annotation, biological process: DNA-templated transcription; positive regulation of transcription from RNA polymerase II promoter by galactose. Gene Ontology annotation, cellular component: nucleus.
AGUUAACCUAGUGGGAACUACGGGGGGUUGGUAUCGGGGGCAUCCCCCACGCUGCGCCGAUUAAAAGCACACCAAGAGGCUCAUUCCCAAUAUUCAUUUUCACUCUUCACUUCACUGUCAAGAUGAAAGCCGCUACAUCCUCAGAACAAUCUCAAGCUAAAAGGCCCCCGGCUGCGCUUCGGGAAUCCCGUCCCCGGAAAAGGGAGAAAUAUACAAGAAUGGCCUGUUCCCUAUGCAAGGUACGAAAGGUCAAAUGCAGCGGAGACCAACCAUGCUACCGGUGUGAGGAACUCCAUAGCGAAUGUACCUACAAUGAUCCAUCCCAGCCAGAAACCGACAUCACCAACCCACAGUCUACCCAGCAAGAACUUGAACUCACGGUCUUACGAAUGAACAGGAUUUGUGAGCAGAUUCAACAAUCGAUGGGGCGCUCUGGGCCCGCUCAUUCACGCCAGCCCUAUCCACAACGAAGACACAGGAACAACGUUCAAAUCCACCCGGGUAGACUCCUCUCUCCUACCGACUUCCGAUAUAUCUUGAACCUGACGCGAGACGCUAUGAGAGCAAAGGGGUUGCGAUCUCCUCCAGGUUCUAAAGCCGACGGCCUUAGUUCCGUCGCUAGAGAGGAAGUAAAAUCUCCCGAUGUCUUGAUUACCCUACUGCAAGCUGUGCGGCCCAUUCUGGAACUCGGUCAUGAGAAGGCCACCGAGCUUUUUAUGAUAUUUAAGCAUGAAAUCUACCCUCUCUAUCCUUGCGUCAGCCUAGAAAUGGCGCCUGAAGUUAUCAAUGCUGUAUUUUCGUUGAUGAACAAUACCUCCCACGAGGUUACUUACAACCUAGAUAUAAUUGAUGUGGAGAUCUUGAAGUCGGUGUUGGCAAUUGCGUUGCUAGUAAAGGGUGACACAAAAAGUCCUUUAGCCUCUGACCUGGAAGGCCAAUUGGUGUGGAACGUGGACGCUUGUUUCGAUCAGGAGCAACCUCAAAUUGAAGAUAUUAUCAUGGCAACUUUGCUCUCAAUCUAUUUAGACCUCAAUCAUAGGUCAGUCAAAGCAUGGCGAAUGUCAGGAGUUGCCGCCAAAUUGUGUCUCGAGCUUGGUAUCCAUCGAGAAAAGUUUUUUGAAGAUGCCAAGAUGCCCCCGCAGCAGGUUACUGAGUGUAAGCGUUUGUUCGCCUGUGUUUACAAUGCAGACAAGAAAUGUAGUUUCUACUCAGGCCUUCCCUGGACCCUACAUGACAGAGACAUCGAUUUGUCUGCUCUUAUAAUAGAACCAAAAGAGUCAUUCCUAUCAACUAUGAUAUCCUUAGACAGAAACCUCUCCGAGACAUGGAAUAUCAUCAACGCUCCGUCAUCCGCAUCAGGAGGGAACAGUGAACGCAUUGAGUUUCUUGAGUUUCAAUUACAAAAGCUUAUUGAUAACAUACCUGCUGAGGACUUUACAACCAUAGAGCCAACAGUAGCCUCACCACCAUGGCUACGGACUGGACUGAAAUGGUUUUGCCGUCUUCGUGUUAACCAUAUCAAAAUGCUCACCCACAUUGGCACUUCGGGUUCGAUCAGGGAUGUGAUCUAUCAACCAAAGUCGGCUAAGGCUCUAGUCAUCUUAGCCACAGACUCUGUGGAUCUCUAUCUGGAAAUGAUGAAAGCUGGUGAAAUCAGUCCACUUGUUCUUCCCUCGGCCAUCAAAUUCCUUCUAGCUUCUCUAUCUGUCAUGGUCUUUACGGUCUCACACUGUGCUGAGGAUUACGGACCGUUGUCGAGCAAGCCCUUCUACAAUGCUCUUGAUAUACUCAGUGGCGUGCAGGACUGCAUCGAAGAUCCGGAUAUAAACAUCUGGAAGACGUUAGAGGAGCUUGAAAAGAUUGCUCAAACUAUUCAAAUGUCACCCUCUAAGCGGUCAGGGCCCUUGAUUAGUCGUAAGGAAGGCACCGACAACCCCGUCUAUAAUGGGGAGCCUUUUGGCGAGGGAUACGUAUUGGACGGGCUUCGUACGCCGGACUCAGAAUUCUUAUCCAUGUUGGGAGAUGUCAGCAUGGCAGCAACUGAUAUGUUAUAUGUCGACAGUGUGUUUGACUAGCUGCGGCAAAAAAUGUUCAAACCUGGACACCCUCCCCUUGCCUGUGUGCAAUGAUCGCCAUAUGCAAGUCCUUGGAUCUCAUGAUAAUUAAGGCCUAGGUAGCUUAGUUAUCGGUCAAUUUUGCCUUCUUUUAGCCAAAUAACAUGAGCUUUCGUUCAGUGGUUGUAUCUACGACUGGUGGGAACCAAUUCUGAACUUCAUGUGAGCUUAGAAUUAUCCUCCUUCAGCUAUACAUGAAUAUUUAUAUACACAUAUGAUAGCUUUUAUCUGCAUAUACC